Messenger RNA from Plenodomus lingam JN3, 561 nucleotides. RefSeq lists its product as uncharacterized. Lineage: Eukaryota; Fungi; Ascomycota; Dothideomycetes; Pleosporales; Leptosphaeriaceae. Gene Ontology annotation, molecular function: actin filament binding. Gene Ontology annotation, cellular component: Arp2/3 protein complex; actin cytoskeleton; cytoplasm. Gene Ontology annotation, biological process: regulation of actin filament polymerization; Arp2/3 complex-mediated actin nucleation. The record is from RefSeq and is a predicted model, not a curated record.
AUGGCCAACAUCAACUGGAGAACCAUUAAUAUCGAUGCCCUGGACCCAGACAGCCCCGCCAACUUCGACCUAAGCUCCCUCACACCCGCCGUCACACCCAUAUCCACUGCCGAUGUCCAGAACACCGCCCAGCAAAUACGGCAGCUGCUGAGAGGCGGAGACAACGAGGGAGCUCUGCAGAGCGCCCUGGAAAACCCCCCCUACGGAGGAGAUGAGAAGGGCAAGGAAGCUUAUCUCGCCAUCGUCAUAGAAAUAUUACAGUCCAUUCGCCAGUCAGACAUGUCACCGAUACUCAGCCGGCUAUAUGGCGCUCCGGGUGGCACAGAGGCAUUGGACGUACUGAUGAAGUACAUUUACAAAGGCAUGGCACACGCAACCGAAGGUAGCGGCACACGCCACAUCACACCUCAGCCAACCGGUUUCUCACAGAUUCAUACUCGCGGUGGAGGAGAGGGUGGUGGCCAGGCCAUGAGUGUGUUGCUCAGCUGGCAUGAAAAGCUCGUCGAGAUAGCUGGCCCAGGAUCCAUCGUCAGGGUCAUGGCAGACAGGCGUGUCGUUUGA